AGUACGGAGCGGACCUGGAUGUUUGGACCGAUCCCAAUCCAUUAAGCCAAGUUCAUUGCACAAUGGCCUUCCACGACGACGAUCAUCCCCUUUUACAAAACGACCCUUUACAACAAACCUUUCCCGACGUGGCAUCCGCCGACCAUUCCUCAACUUACUACAUCUACCGCGAGCGAAAUGACCACAUGCUCAUCACCACCACCCAACAACCAAAAACCCAAAAGGCACGCCGCAAGAAGCAAAAAGAAGACCCGUCCAGCAUCCAAGACCCAAACGGCUACUUCGUCCACAGACCAUACCUGAGUUUCGCCCGUCCUCCCCGGACCCUCCGCUCCGGGGGCUCCAAGGACGGACGGACUAUAUGCCUCAUCCACAGUUACGCUGGCUGGCGGCGGUGGCGACUGCAGUUUGGGAGCGAUCUCGGGGACGCAGUUGACCCGAGGGGAGUCGUGCAGUGGCAGAGACGGAGCCAUGCCGAUAACAGCGUCAAGGCGGAUGUUGACCUAAAAGGGUACCGGGUGCGCAGUUGGCGAUUAUGGGGCGAGUCUGGGAAGGCGUACCAUCGCGAGGUCAACAGCAAGCGGAAGCAGGGGAUGUGGACCGAAGAUGAUCCUGCGAGUCAUCGACCUCUAAGAGCUACGGAGGCGUGCCUGUUGACAUGGACGGCGCCGUUCUCGAAACGGACGAGAGAAUAUGCAUUCAGCUAUGAAGGGGUUGACUUUGUUUGGAAAGGUACCAAGGACGUGCCAGAGGAUUGCAAAUUAGCAAGACGGCUGAUGCCGGUCCAUCACCUGAAGUUAGUCGCGAUCUUACCGGCCAAGCUGGCGGAGGAAGCGGAGGUGGUGGUUGGGUAUUUUAUUUGCAGUGCCAAUGAAGACGAGUACGGGACUCUCGUCAUUGAAGACUCGAAAAUCUGCGAGGUCCUCGGGAUCGAUGAGAUGUCAGAAGACAUGGAAUUGGCUCGCGCCAAGGGAGCGAUGCCGGCAAGGAUGCAUGAUAUGAUUAUGGCCACUGCUGUGUGCAUGAUCAUAGGCGAGUGGCAGAAGCGCAAGACUGCAGUGAGCGUGCUCUUUGCGCUGCUUUUUGCCGGGGCCAUGAGUCCUGCCCAUAUUUAG
This is a messenger RNA of Aspergillus novofumigatus IBT 16806, 1115 nucleotides long. RefSeq lists its product as uncharacterized. Lineage: Eukaryota; Fungi; Ascomycota; Eurotiomycetes; Eurotiales; Aspergillaceae. The record is from RefSeq and is a predicted model, not a curated record. The coding region runs from base 63 to 1115 and encodes 350 amino acids. The transcript has a single exon.